Molecule: messenger RNA, 2969 nt
Organism: Dreissena polymorpha
Lineage: Eukaryota; Metazoa; Mollusca; Bivalvia; Myida; Dreissenidae
Exons: 5
Coding region: 299-2755 (818 amino acids)
Source: RefSeq, a predicted model, not a curated record
CAAUUUUAAUCAUAUCUGGCCAACAGCAACAAGCCAGGUGCGUUUUGUGCUCAAACAACGAGUGAUGAUAAUGUGAUAUGGACCAACAAUGCCUAUGAUAUAUGGUGAUAUUGCAAGGUUCCACCUGUCUUGUGACAGAUCCGAUGAUAAAGACAACAAGGACAAUGUUUUUGUUUUGAAAGUGUUGAAAUUGACCUUCAAAGAGAUUCAAAGAUGUUCAUAUUACCAUUAAUUAAAUUGGAAUAUUGCAUUUAAAAUGACAUCAUGAAUAAGGGCGCUUUUUGUUUAUUAUUAAAUAAUGGAGUAUGCUUUGUCGCGAACUGUUUCCCUUUUGUUGCUUUCAUUCACGGUGACAGCGCAAGCCAAUAGUCUUUGUCAGCCAACAAACAUUUCAUACAAUGUGGGGGAACAAGUACCUCUGCUGGACAUCUUAGCGGUGGAAGUGUCGGCCCUAGAUCAGCCAUGUUUGAAGGAAGUUCGCAUUCCAGGGGCCAUCGAAACUCGCCUCGUUGUGGAAAGAGCUGAGUUUGGAUCUAACCCAAUUUUCAUUUAUGGCGAAAGUGGACAAGAACGUGAAAGAUUGUUUGACGAAAUAAAUAUUUUUAAAACAUCAUGCGACGACAUCAGGGAACAGCGGGGGUUCGCUAUCAAAACUAAUGAAACAGACGUAUUCAAUGGUGUAAAAUUAUGUCUACAAAUAAUACCAGAAACUAGUAACAAAAAUCUUGGUAUUCACUACAACGGCGGUAGGAUUGUAGUAUAUGUAAUAGUCACUUUAGCUGAAUGCCGAAACAACGAUGUCAAUUGUGCGCCUGUACGUUGUAAAAGGGAGUGCCAAGAAACUGCAAACGGAUCUACAUGUGUCUGUUCUUUACUCACGCCUCCUAAAACCACACAAGGUCCUACAACAAAUGGCAAUUCGCUGUCCUCAACAUCCGAGGUAACCAAGGCGGCAACGGCCGCUGUAACCACGUCAAUACUUACAGUAGCUGCAGGCCCCACGACCAGGUUAACAACGGAGUCAUCAAUUCCGUUACCCACUUCACCUAAAGUGGCUAGCACUACAGCGUCUGUCAAUCGUCAAAACAUAUCAAUGCCAGGGACGACAACUGAUAUUAUAUAUGUAACUUCAAAAACAACUACUCAAAAAACGACAACAGCUGUUAAACAUGUGACUCCAAAAACAACUCUUCAAGUCAUAACUGCUGGUUCAUAUGUGACUCCAAGAGUAUCAGAAGAAACAACAAUCGCAUCCAAUCGCCCCUUUGGGAGUACUGUGCCAAUAACGACCUCGUUGUCGACAUCUGCCUAUUCGACAAUGGCGUCAUCUACUAUCACUGACGUCACAACACAAAAUCUCACGGACGACGCGGCUGCAGUUAACCACAACUCUGAACAGGAAAUAUUUGGUCUUCUGGAGGGUCUGUACGUUGUCGGCGCCGGCAUCGUCGUCUUACUAGCGCUCACGUUGGCCGUCUGUAUUGUACGCCGCCGCCAACAUCGCUGCUUCCAUCUUCCUCUUUCCGGGACCAUAUCAGGCUCGAGCGACGGUGGUGCGCUCGCCUGGAGGGAAAACUGGCUCGUGCGGUACCAUGACAACAAAAGUGACAGAGUGGCUGAUUAUGAUAACGACUUCCGGUUGAUCCACGGUAAAUUCCACCACAGCUCGAACCCGGAGUUACACCACAUACACAUUGACCCGUAUACAGGUGGUGACGAAGAGGACGAGGAGAACGCCUACGAUAACCCGUGGCCCUUGAUCAGACUGGAUUCCGAUUUCAUGGAGAAAACUAAACGUCUUGAACGCGAGAUGAGCUCUACAUGCCUCAGUGAUGACUCGCCGCGAUUUGUGAACGAAAACGAAACUGUGAAUAAUCAGGAACCCAAACAGGAAAAUAACACAGAAAACAACAUCCACACUGAUGCAGAUAACAGUAAAAUUGGGGAAGGAGAAGUUGAAAGGACUCCCGAUAAGAAGUACAGCGUGAUCAGGGUUCAACGCUCCAGCUCUAAGACCAAUCGAUACUCUACGAUGCCGCAACACAAAACUUCAACACAAUCAAACGGGGAAACUUCCGGGCACGAGACCAUGGCCGUGGAUCGAAAGACGCGACAAAAGCACACUCGAACAUCGUCCAGCUUUUCAAGCCAGUGUAGCGCAGACGUCGAAGAUUUCGUAAAGACAGCAGUGACAAACAUUGAAGCGGCCAUUGACACGGAAAAUAUAACGGGUACAAUUGACAUCGAGUCAAGCAACUCAGUUGAAGGUACAAAUAAUCCGAAAGGUUGGAAAGUCAGUGCAAUAUAUGCGAUCGUCCGCAGCAACAUCAACGAUGGGAAGUCAAGCCAGAACACACGAUCGGCAACGCGGCGUUCAGCGAGCACGAGAUCUUAUGGUUCACCUGUCAGGGGACUGUCAUACCACGCUAUCACGGACCAGAACACGACUAAAAUGCCUGGAAAACCCCACCAUAAUGCAACCAAAGACCAAAUCGACCAGUGCAUCCUUGAUACGAAUCCUAUUUCUAGUAUAACGUCGAAGAUUGCCAAACCGAAAGAUAACGAGAUGUCAGGAAGUCAAACUGAAAAGCUCACAGGGAGUCAAACUCAACAGCUAACAAGCACACCGGAAGUGGAUCAGGUCGAGUCACGUGACAAUCAUGUUACCUCCGCUGUGGUUUCAAACAGUCCUAUAACAGAACCUUACCGAGUGAGACGCGACCAAGCGUCCGGUACAGUGCAGUUCAGAAAAUAAGUUCGUUUAAAGACAUAUGGCAAAAAUCGAACAAAACACAAAACAGCGAAUAUUGCUACAUUUAUAUCGGAAUAAGCUGAAUAUUUGCACACAACUAAAACGCAAUGCGUGUCUCGCACAUUCUGUUAUUUUGUGGAAAAGCGACAGAUUUUUGUUACAUGAGCGUGUAUUUCUUAUUAUUAAGGAUGCAUUAAAUAAACGAAGUGCUAUUUUA